Molecule: messenger RNA, 477 nt
Organism: Cladophialophora carrionii CBS 160.54
Lineage: Eukaryota; Fungi; Ascomycota; Eurotiomycetes; Chaetothyriales; Herpotrichiellaceae
Exons: 1
Coding region: 1-477 (158 amino acids)
Molecular function (GO): carbon-sulfur lyase activity
Source: RefSeq, a predicted model, not a curated record
AUGGAAGCACGCUGCCAAUGCGGACAGAUCCGCUUCGUGACGCCCCUCGCCGCGCCUCUCGCGCUGUACAUAUGCCAUUGCACGGAAUGUCGCCACCAGUCGUCCUCCACGUACGGCAUGACUGCCAUCUUUCCGUAUUUUGACAUUCGGCAGAAUGCACCCACUGCCGACGCCAUAGGCAUGUACAGUCGGGCCAACUCCACAGGGCGCACAGACGGGUAUUUUUGCACGAAAUGCGGGAGUCGUCUGGUACAUGUGUCCAUGUCUGCUCAGGACGUUCAGGAUGGGGAGAGCCGCGAGGACACGGUCAAGCCAGCGGCCAUGUUGAGCGUCAAGGCAGGUUGUCUGGAAGGGUUGAGUAAGGAGAUGAUGAGGAAGGCCAUCCACAUUUGGACGAAAUCUGCGGUCGUGGACAUUCCGGAGGGUGUGGAGCAGUAUGAGGAGGAGCCGCCGGGUGGGAGUUUCGCAGAGGAGUGA